Molecule: messenger RNA, 1041 nt
Organism: Penicillium atrosanguineum
Lineage: Eukaryota; Fungi; Ascomycota; Eurotiomycetes; Eurotiales; Aspergillaceae
Exons: 1
Coding region: 1-1041 (346 amino acids)
Source: RefSeq, a predicted model, not a curated record
AUGGAGCAGGAAUCACACUGGCAGCUGUUCAAUACGUCUUGGACACUCCACCGUCUGUCCCCUCUUCACCACGGAAAGGAUUUCGAGACCCUUCUCGACAACCCGGCCGCUUUGAAAGCAUAUGCAACGCGAUUGCGCGACCAACUUACUGGCGAUAUUCUCGCUGGACUUCAUGCGAGCGCAACUACAGCAGAAGAUGACGCGUUAUCAAAGACAGGCGCACUAAAGAAAUGUCUUUGGCAGUCUAUCUCCGCUGGUGCGCAGGGCAGACGCGCGGGCCCUUCAUUUCCAGGAAUACUGGUGACUCUGGAAUAUGAAAACAACACCUAUAAAGCCGCCCUUCUUGCCGAUGCAGAGCCAGAGAAUCAACGCGAGGGAUCCACCUUCUUCCCUCUACUAUUGACCAAACUCCCAAAUGCACUACGACAGACCUUCAUAUCAUUUCUAUCUACCAAUUUUGACACCUACUGCUCGAAUCUUCGACUUCCGUCAACGUUCCUCUGCAAGGGUCUUGAAGAUUUUGUCGAUGAGCUACGCAACGGCCGGGGACCUUCCGGACGCUCAGCUGCAAACGAGACGAUCGAAGAAGGAAUCAAAGAAUUGCAACUUACACUCGCUUUUUCACCCUCAAUCGCGCCAGCUUUGCGCACACUUAAUAUUACCAUUUCUAGAGCGUCUCUGAUUGCAUUCCUACGCGACGAAGCUCCCAAGUCGAAGCGCACGCUCAAACAGAAGUUGCGCAGUCCGUUGAUCGGAAACCUUACUGCUUACCUCGAAACGCACCUGGCGAUGCAGCUGGACCUGGAUGGCUCAUCGCAGAACCAGACUUCCAGGAAGCAUGUCCGUUUAUCGAAAAUUGCAUGUGCUGCGUUUGUCUUGGGAGGUGAAGGGCGCAUGAAAUUGGUUGUUGGUGCUGAACCGGCGGCAGAUGAUCAACCGGACGAUGCACGGGAGCAGAGCUCGCCUGCUCUGCAUGCAAGUGAAAUGCUGCUUGAGAUGGUCGUGCGCAGGGCUAUCAUUGGCGACGAGAAAACCACAUGA